CAUAUUUGCUGCUGGAGCUCUGGCCAAUCACUUCUGGCUGAUGAAUUUGGGUCGUUUUGUGUUUGGUAUCGGCGGAGAGUCGCUGGCUGUGGCUCAGAACACGUAUGCGGUGAACUGGUUCAAAGGAAAGGAGCUCAAUCUGGUGUUCGGCCUGCAGCUCAGCAUGGCCAGAGUGGGCAGCACGGUCAACAUGAACGUCAUCGGUUGGGUUUACAGCCGCAUUCAGGCUGUGAUGGGCUCGGCGGGACACACCACACUCGGGAUAACACUCAUGAUCGCGGCCUCCACGUGUCUGUUCUCCCUCACAUGUGCUCUGAUUCUGGGCUUCCUGGACAGAAGAGCAGAGAAGAUCCUCCACAAGGAGCAAAGCAAAACCGGGGACGUCAUCAAGCUGACAGACGUCAAGGACUUUCCCUUCUCUCUCUGGCUCAUCUUCAUCAUCUGUGUGGCAUAUUACGUGGCCAUCUUCCCAUUCAUUGGACUGGGCCAAGUUUUCUUCAUCGAGAAGUUUGCCUUCACUACUGUCCAGGCCAGAGCCAUCAACAGUAUCGUGUACAUCAUCUCGGCCCCGGCGUCUCCUCUGCUGGGCUUCAUGGUCGAUAGGACGGGCAGAAACGUCUUGUGGGUCAUGCUGGCUGUCGCCACCACGCUCCUCUCUCACAUGAUGCUGGCCUUCACCUUCUGGAACCCCUGGAUCGCCAUGUGUCUGUUAGGUCUGUCGUAUUCUCUGCUGGCCUGUGCUCUCUGGCCCAUGGUGGCGUUUGUGGUGCUGGAGCAUCAGCUGGGAACCGCCUACGGAUUUAUGCAGUCCAUACAGAACCUGGGUCUGGCGCUCAUGUCCAUGGCUGCGGGAAGCAUCUUAGAUCUCAAAGGAUACCUGUUCCUCGAGGUCUUCUUCAUCGCCUGCCUGUGCUUGGCUCUGCUGGCCGUGGUGCUGCUGUAUCUGUGUGAUUAUUACAAAGAGGGAGAGCUGAACCUGUCGGCCUCAGCACGAGCCGGCCGAGCCAAAUCUGAGGAUGUCCCUCAGCCGUGUGUGGAGGAUCAUCUGAAGCCUCUGUCUCCGUUUGGUCUGCGGAACCGCUAUCUGUCCAGACUGGGAGUGCAGAUGCCGGAUCACUGCUGA
This is a messenger RNA of Sinocyclocheilus grahami, 1123 nucleotides long. Its product is annotated as major facilitator superfamily domain-containing protein 1-like. Gene Ontology annotation, molecular function: transmembrane transporter activity. Gene Ontology annotation, cellular component: lysosome. The transcript has 13 exons. The record is from RefSeq and is a predicted model, not a curated record. Gene Ontology annotation, biological process: transmembrane transport. Bases 41 to 1123 code for a protein of 360 amino acids. NCBI's taxonomy places the organism in Eukaryota, Metazoa, Chordata, Actinopteri, Cypriniformes, Cyprinidae.